Molecule: messenger RNA, 2846 nt
Organism: Seminavis robusta
Lineage: Eukaryota; Bacillariophyta; Bacillariophyceae; Naviculales; Naviculaceae
Source: the annotation of a GenBank genome assembly
AUCAACCCGAUCUUUGGAAAGCUUCAGCCGACACGCCGACACAAAACUCUCUUUGGUUGGAUCAUUCAUUUAUUCCUUUUCUCUGGACAGCAAAGGUUGGACAGCUGUAAAAGUGGUACCACAUAGAAGACGUCCAGCAGGCUGAAGUAGGAUUGCUAUUGGCAGUGCAGUACUGUACUGUACUUGUGUGGGUAUCGUCAGGAAAAAAGAGAUCAGCAAUCAAGAAGAAGAAGAAGAAUGUUGGAACAUUCGGCAAGACGGAGAUCUUCGUGUCAAAGGCGGCCAUGGAUGGGGUUGGUGAUGAUGUUGGGACUCUUGGUCGUUGCGGCUUGUGAUUUUUGCCAUGGCUUUACUUCCACCUUUGGAAACCCAAGAAUAUCCAGAGUGGCGCUUCACGCCAAAAAGUCUUCUCCGGUGGACAAUCAGGGCAACCGGCGGAAACCUCGAUUUGCCCAACAAGUGCACAAACAAAACAAUCCACAACAACAGCAACAACCACAACAACAGCAACAAAGACCAUCACGUGUCCGCAAAGAAGCAGCUCCUCCUCAAGAGGUUUCAAGUAGUAGUACGAGCAGCAGCAGUAGAAGUAGUGUAGAACCACCCAGAAGAACCAAUGGCCAAAUAAGUAUGAACCGGCCAGUUUCUUCUGUGUCGCCCAAUGCGCCUUGGAAGUCUGGAAAAUCCAUGGAAGAGCUGGAAUCCAUCAUGACCAAACGAUGGGGGACUGACUCUUCUAGAUGGUCCUUUGACGAAAAUUACGACGACGACGAUUAUGAAGUGGUUGAGGAGAACGAUGAGGAGGAGGACAGUGAGGAGGAAACAACCACGACGGCCUCUGUGAAGCAACAACACGACAACGACAAUCAGGAUUUCUUUUUUCGGGCACCUACUGCCGAAGAAUUUUACGACCCCGACGAUGUAGGAUACGAACGAAUGGCCAAACCAAACAACAACAACAACAAUGGACGACCCGAUUUGAAUUUUGACAAUAUCGUGGCACCAAAACCCAUUGGUGGAAAAGGAACCAACAACAACAACUUGCAACAACAAGACAAUGAGGAAGGUGGAUUCUUUGUCACAAAAAAGUCUUCCUCCACCCCCAGCCGACAAGAGCAAACGAUUGUGGAACCACCCCGACCAGACCCACAACGUCGACAAAAGGCGCCCCUGAUUCCAUUUCUCAAGGAUCCAGAUGGAAAUCCCAUGUUGUUGACACUCCAACAAGCCAAGGCGAAUUUUGAUGCCAUGACGGCUUCUGCCAGCCAGGACGACUUGGAGGAUGACGACACCUCUACUAUGGAAACUGCCCAAUCAUGGCAAGAACUGGGAAUUACGUCUCCCACGCUCCUCAGCAAUCUACAACGCAUGCAGUGCAUUACUCCUUUAGCAGUCCAAGACAAGGCGUGUCCUGCUAUCAUCACCGGACAGGAUGUCUUGGUCGGCACAUACACGGGCAGUGGCAAAACACUGGCGUUUUUGGUACCACUCAUGGAACGAAUACUCAUGGCGGAUGACAAUGCAACUAAUAAAAAGGGCGUCCAAAUCAUGGUCGUGGUGCCGGGACGAGAAUUGGCCAGUCAAGUCGUCAGCGUGGCGCGCCAAUUGUUGGAAGGAACCGGACGAAAAGCCAUGUUGGCCAUUGGUGGAACUGGAUUUGGAAGGAAUUUACAGGAUAUCCGACAAAAGAAACCUUCCAUUAUUGUGGGAACGCCAGGGAGAAUGGCCGAGUUGAUUGUUGGAAAACCAGGUGAAAAAGGAGGAAGGUUGAAGGUUGCGGACCUCCAGUCGCUAGUCUUGGACGAAUUCGAUGCGUUGCUAUCCUACAAACCGCAUCGUGACCCAACUGCUGCCAUUGUGGCCGCCUUGAAACAACGCCAUAGAGAUGCUCUGCAAUCCAUUCUAUGUUCUGCCACCGCCACGGACAUGUUGGGGUCGCCACAGUUGGACAAAUAUCUUCGACCAGGAUUUGCUCAGGCCAUGGCAGAUCGUAAUGACAUUCUCGUAACAUCACCAACAACAACAACAGCAGCCAACGAUGCUUCAAAGAAAGACAACAUUCCACGAGUCAGUCGAACCGUCAUUCAUGGCGUUGUGCACGUCGAACAUCGCCGCUUUGCCUUGGAAACGCUCAGGAGAAUAGUCCACACCGAUCCCAUUCCACAACAAAUUCUUAUUUUUGCUGAAAAUGCAAGAAAGGUUAGCAUUGUCGUGGAAAAACUCGAGUCCAUGGGCAUUGUCGCGGCUCCCUUGUCGGGCGGACCCAAGAGUGAAAAGAUGGAUCGUGCCGAAGUAUCCAAGGCUUUGAGAGAAGGAUACGUCGGUAUUGUCGUAGCAACAGAAAUGGCUGCUCGUGGUCUGGAUGCGCCGUUGUUGACACAUGUGGUCAACUUGGAUCUACCCACAGAUUCGUCUCACUAUGCGCACCGCGCAGGACGUUGUGGUCGUGGAGGACGUCCAGGAGUUGUCAUCAACCUGACGACCAGUCCGCAAGAGCGCUUGGUGCCACAAAAGUUUGCCGAUCGAUUGGGUAUUACCAUGCAUUCUGUCGAAGCAAGAGGAGGAAAGCUGCAUAUCGUGGAAGAUGGUGUUCAGAAACAAUAAGCAAUAGACUUGGCUUUGGCUGGGAAAAGAUAAUAGCCAGCAGAUGCCGGCAAUUCGCGACACGAGUGCAACGAAUCCGUCUUCUUUGUCGAGUCAACAAUCAUCAAACCCCGCCAGGGAUAUCCGCUGACAAGGGCUGCAUUUACACCAACGAGAACACAAAACACAACCACACUUUGUACCAAAAUCUAUUACGUAGUACCAGUAGUCUCAAGGAGAAAUGCCUUUCUAGCUAGUUUGCU